Malaya genurostris is the source of this 1131-nucleotide messenger RNA. RefSeq lists its product as uncharacterized. The transcript is spliced from 6 exons. Lineage: Eukaryota; Metazoa; Arthropoda; Insecta; Diptera; Culicidae. The record is from RefSeq and is a predicted model, not a curated record. Bases 1 to 1131 code for a protein of 376 amino acids.
AUGCAGGCUAAUUUGUGGUUCCAACAAGGAUGGGUGAAAUGUGUUAGUGGGAGAAAAAUCAACGAUAUAUUUGUUGUUCACGGCAAAGUACUACAUUCGUUCAACCUACGUGCUAGUCCACUAAAACCGUGGAUAUUAAUUCAUCAAACCGGAAAAAUUUUAGCAGCACAUUGUGAAUGUACCAUUGGACUACUAGAAACUUGUUCGCACGUUGGAGCAACAUUGUUUGCUCUUGAAGAUAUACAAAGAAAAUUUCUCAACAAACAGUCAUUAAGUGAACGGAAAUUGUUGAUAGAUAUAGUUUUUGAAAACAUGGCAAAUGACGAUGAUAAGUUGUUAAGAAUACGCCAACUAACUACAUCCCAAGCAGAUGGAGCUCAUUGGAUAGUUUUCCGACGUGGUCGUAUCACCGCCUCAGUGUUUAAAGAAGCCUGUCACACAAGUUUACAAUCACCAUCGAUUUCAUUAAUCAAGAAAAUCUGCUAUGAUAAUGAAAUCAUAGCCGCUAUUCAAUAUGGAAAGAAAAACGAAGCUCGUGCUUAUGAAAAGCUGUUUGCGAGUGUAUUUCAGUGUCACACAAACACCGUUAAAAAGAACUGGUCUCUCAGUCGAACUGGUCUCGUUAUACCCACUGAGCACCCAUAUCUCGGUGCAUCCCCUGACGGGAUAAUUGAAUGUGACUGUCAUGGAACAAUCGUGGUGGAAAUUAAAUGUCCAAACUCUGCGCGCAAUGACGAAGAUUUCACCGAUACACUCCUUCAUAUGACUAAUCCAUUCAUAUUAAUGAAUGAAAGAGAAGAAAUUGUGUUGAAUUGCCGGCAUAAAUAUUAUUAUCAGGUUUUGGCCCAAACUCACAUCUUUGCCGUUGCAACUCCAUUCAUCCAAGCAGGCGGGCAGGCAGGCUGGCAGGCAGCCGACACAUCAACAACAGAAGAGGAAAAGUCGUCCCUUAGUUCAGGAUGGCAAAACAGCGUUCGCUUCAUCCUAGCAUGGCCUGGUCUGGCCGCUAAGAACAAAGUAGCACCGAAUCGCACAUACGAACAACGGGCGACUGUCACACAUCCGGACCGGAAGGAAGUCACGCCAGUAGACAAUUUUAUCGAUUUCUACAACCUGGCUUACAAAAGUUGA